Molecule: messenger RNA, 1570 nt
Organism: Micropterus dolomieu (smallmouth bass)
Lineage: Eukaryota; Metazoa; Chordata; Actinopteri; Centrarchiformes; Centrarchidae
Gene: lman2lb
Product: lectin, mannose-binding 2-like b
Exons: 8
Coding region: 34-1095 (353 amino acids)
Biological process (GO): endoplasmic reticulum organization; endoplasmic reticulum to Golgi vesicle-mediated transport; Golgi organization
Cellular component (GO): COPII-coated ER to Golgi transport vesicle; endoplasmic reticulum-Golgi intermediate compartment; endoplasmic reticulum membrane
Molecular function (GO): D-mannose binding
Source: RefSeq, a predicted model, not a curated record
ACCACGUGACUAGUUUGAAGUGGGAGUGUAAAGAUGGUUGCCACUGUAACCAAAUCAAAUCUGGAUCGAUUGCGAAGUUUCUGGUUUUUAUAUCCAAUGUUUCAUUUUAAAAACACCCGUGAAUUAACAUGUUUUUUUGUUACCGUUUGUAUAUUGAUGAGCCAGUCGCUGGCAGACAGCCAGGACUUUAUGGAGGACUUUUUGAAGCGGGAGUAUUCUCUGGCAAAGCCAUACCGUGGGUUAGGUUUCUCUAGUUCUUCACAGUGGGAUCUGAUGGGCACGGCCAUGGUUACGCCUGACUAUGUGAGGCUGACCCCAGACCUGCAGAGCAGACAGGGAGCUGUUUGGAGUCGAAUUCCUUUCUUCUUGCAGGACUGGGAGCUCAAGGUGCACUUCAAAAUCCAUGGCCUGGGAAAGAAGAAUUUGAAUGGGGAUGGACUGGGUGUCUGGUUAACCAAAGAUCGCAUGCAGAACGGUCCUGUGUUUGGCAACAUGAACCAGUUCAUUGGAUUGGGAAUAUUUGUGGACACCUACCCCAACGCUGACAAGAACCAUGAUAGGACUUUCCCGUAUAUAUCAGUGAUGCUGGGGAAUGGGACUCUGUCAUAUGACCAUGACUAUGAUGGACGGCCCACUGAGCUCGGAGGAUGUACAGCUAUGGUGCGCAACGCAAUUUACGAUACAUUUCUGCUCGUCAGAUACUCCAAAAACAGACUCACGCUCAUGGUGGACGUAGAUGGUAAGCAGGAAUGGAAAGACUGUGCGGACAUCACAGGACUGCGGCUACCCACAGGCUACUUUUUUGGUGCCUCCUCUGCCACUGGAGACCUGUCAGAUAACCAUGACAUCAUCUCCAUGAAGUUGUACCAGCUGACAGUAGAGAGGACUCCUGAGGAUGAGGAAGAGGAGGAGGUCACCAUUCCCAGGGUUGACAACAUGGAACAGUUCCAAGUGGAAGUCCAGGAGGAAGGGAUGAGCGGAGUCCAGUUCUUCUUCACCCUCCUCUUCUCCAUCCUGGGCCUGGGUGUGCUGGCAGUGGUGGGGAUGGUGGUUUAUGGGCGCUGGAAGGAAAACCGACGCAAACGUUUCUAUUGAUCAGAGAGUGGUUGAUCCACAUAGGUUUUCAGAAUGUAUGUUUUUUUUGAUCAACAUACAACACAACAAUGCAAACACUGCACUAGCUUUACUGAACCAUACAAUCGAACAGCCUCGUGGGUCUGAUGCCCAGAGCCAAGAGAACACCUGAGAAGAACAGCUGAAGAGAUCAGGAACUGGUGAGAGAGCCAGCUGUGAAAUAUUCUUUAUUUUUUUAAUCUUGUGUUAUAGAAGAUAGAUGAGAUAAAGCUGCCAUAGAAGAUUUUUUUUGGAGACACUAUAGAUUUAACAUAUCUGCCCCACUUCUACAUCAACAGGAAGAGACUUAACAAAAACUUCAGAAUCAAUCACAGAUGCUGUGUGUAGUUUACUGACAUCAUGUUACAACAUCAUGUUACAUGAUUUCUCACUGCCCCUUGGUGCUGCCAGCGUGCAGCUUUAAUCUGACAGUUAGCUGCUGUGAAGACCAGUCAAC